Messenger RNA from Gryllus bimaculatus (two-spotted cricket), 600 nucleotides. NCBI's taxonomy places the organism in Eukaryota, Metazoa, Arthropoda, Insecta, Orthoptera, Gryllidae. The record is from the annotation of a GenBank genome assembly.
AUGAGGAUGCGCAGGAUGAGCGUGGUGUUCUGGAAGUCGUACUCCAGGCUGAAGUGGAUCUGCCCCACGUUCUCCACGGGCUCGCUGUUGUCAAUGUACAUGUCGACCAGCGAGAUGGAGCGGCUCUGCAGGAACGCCAUCUGGGGGCAAGGGGGCACCGGCGUGAGCGCGUGCGGCCGCGCGCAAACCCAGGGUCUCGCAGCUGUUUUGUGCGUUGGCCACGCGUGCAAACGCAGUCGCGUGCCCCCUCCCCCCCCCCGUCGCAGAGACAAGGGGGGGGGGGGGUCUACUCUACUGUUCUAUAAUCUAGACGUACUGAAUCCGUGCUGUUGGGUGAAACAACAUACCAGUCGACCGAGGAGGCCAUGGUUGGAGAAAACAAAAAAACAGAUUCAGACUGGCUCACAUGGUCACAGACAAGUUGCACUUAGCGAAAGACUUGCUGGAAUACUCUUGGAAUCCGCAACAGAAACAUCUAAAUACGCCCCAAGUAAUCUUAUGCGCUGCAAGAAUAGCGUCAUUUCCCAUUCUCCAACCGCUCGGUCAACUUAUCAAGAACAAUACAAGAUCCUGCCAUUCGCACAAAUCUCCUCUAAGUGA